Molecule: messenger RNA, 2943 nt
Organism: Coccinella septempunctata (seven-spotted ladybird)
Lineage: Eukaryota; Metazoa; Arthropoda; Insecta; Coleoptera; Coccinellidae
Exons: 4
Coding region: 1-2943 (980 amino acids)
Source: RefSeq, a predicted model, not a curated record
AUGAGAGCCGAGGCACUCACCCAGUCCCCAGCAUCCAGAUUAAGAAAUAUCAGGAGGAGCAUCCACGGAAUGAUAAGCACCCCACGACAGGAAACAAGUAUGAACGUAGAAGAAGUGGACCAACGACAACCAGAGACAAUACUUAACGAAUCAACACAGGAGAUACUGGGGCUGAACACGGAGGCCAAGAAUACCGUGAGAGCCAUCAACCUCGCAUUGCAGGAAACAAUUGCCGAGUCUAAGGGAUUCGAAGACCUUUGCCAUAAAGUCUACUGCGCAGCACUAGCUGCAAAUAUCAUCUUACAGACGCCAACUAAGAAAAUAGGACUCGAGAAGCAACCACAGAAACCUCCUUGGGAGCAGAGAAUGGAGAAGAAGAUAACAGCCCUGAGAAAGGAAAUAGGAAUCAUCUAUGUGGCCCUGAACAGCGAGAAAAUAAGUGCUAAAUUCCAAAAAAAACUGAAGGGAUACACACAGAGAAUAAGACUGAAAAGGGGAGACAAACAAUACAAACUAAAACUAAAACAGCAUUCAGAAAAACUCAAACAAAGGAUAGCAGCCUUGGGAAACCGCUUGAGAAGAUAUCAUAAAAGAACACAAAGAUAUCAACAAAAUAAUCUAUUCACCAACAACCAGAAAAUGUUUUUCAGGAAGCUGGAUGCACCAACGAGAACAGAGAACAAUACCGAACCCCCAAGCCAGGAUAAGAUGAGACAAUAUUGGUCAUCGAUAUGGUCACAAGCAGAACAACAUAACACUAAUGCACCUUGGAUCAAAGCAGAAACAGAGACAUAUGAAAACCUACAGGAAAUGCCAACCGUAGAAGUUACUGAAGAAGACGUCAAGAACUACAUAAAAAGAAUGAAAAACUGGACCUCGCCUGGCAUAGACGGCAUACGCAACUAUUGGUGGAAGGCGCUUAGUUCAACACAUAAAAUAUUGGACCAACUAAUUAAAAAAGCACUGGAGAACCCGCAGAUAAUUCCCAAAUAUUUCACCAAAGGAAUAACCAUCAUGUUACCGAAAAAGGGGAAUCUAGCCCUGCCAGAGAACUAUAGACCUAUAACAUGCCUACCAUCAGCAUACAAGAUCAUUACAUCCACGUUGGCUCACAAAAUAAAUUGUCACCUCAAAAGCAACAACAUCAUGGCAUGGGAGCAGAAUGGAUGUAAGGGCCAAAUUCGCGGCAGUAAAGAACUGUUGGUGAUAGACAACGCGAUAACUAAACAGGCCAAGAAAAGGAAAAAGAACCUGGCAAUGGCAUGGAUUGACUACUUAAAGGCGUACGAUUCGGGAGACGGCUUGAGCCCAACCUGGUUCUGUCUAGCACUCAACGCCCUUAGCAGUAAGCUCAAUAGAACAACUUAUGGGUAUUCUCUCACAGAUCAAGCAAAAAUCACUCAUCUAUUUUAUAUGGACGAUAUGAAAUUAUUUGCAAAGGGGAGGGUACAACUUGAAGGGCUUCUAGAACUAGUACGGAAAUUUAGCAUCGACAUCAAGAUGACGCUGGGACUGGAGAAAUGUGCAGCGGUGAUAGUUAGAAGGGGAAAAUUGGCAGAGGAGGAGAAUAUACGGCUGCGAGAUGGCAACGAAAUAAUCAGUCUGAGUACGGAAGAAAGAUAUAAAUACUUGGGGAUACAAGAAACGUUCGAAAUAAAACAACGGGAAAACAAGGAACAAGCAAGAACGGAACUAAUCAGACUCGUACUCAGAUCACAGCUAUCCGCCAAGAACAAGAUAAUGGCAAUCAACAUCUGGGCCAUACCCUCUUUUACCUAUACAGCAGGGAUACUGUCUUGGCCGAAAACCGACCUACAACAGAUGGACAGAAAGAUCAGGACCACAAUGACCCAGUUUGGACUACUUCAUCCCAACUCAGCCAUUGAGAGAUUAUACUUACCGCGAAAGGAGGGGGGACGAGGCCUGAGCUCCAUAGAGAAUACCUGUUGGAAAGAACAAAUUAAUAUUAACAAUCACUUCAAUAGUAUGCACUUACCAGUCCACCAAUGGAUAGCGGCACAAACAGCUUCUUACGCUGAAGCGGAGGCAAAUGAAAGCGAACCUGGAAGAGAAAACACGACCGACGACCUCAGACGGAAAUGGCAAUCAAAACAACUCCAUGGAAGGUUUUAUGCAAGCUUACAUCAGGAUGACAUCGACAUCGCGGCAUCUAAUACUUACCUCACUCAGGGCUAUCUGUUUCCACAAACGGAGGGAACAAUCUUCGCAAUACAAGACCAGGUCGUACCCACCCGAAAUCACACCCACCAUAUAAUGAAAAAACACGUUGAAAGCACAAAGUGUCGGCUUUGCAAUGGUGCAGAGGAGACUGUACAACAUCUCUCAGCGGGAUGCUCUUCAAUAGCAGGGACCAAAUAUCUGUUUCGAAAUGACAAUAUGGGUAAGGUGGUACAUCAACUACUGUGCCUCAAUAAAGAUCUAAUUCAACACUUUACCCCCCACCAUUUGUAUGUACCAACACCCAUCCUGGAAAACGAGAACACGAAGGUUUAUUGGGAUCUUUCUAUAACAACCGACUUAUCAGUGGAACACAACAGACCCGAUAUGGUGGUUUGGAACAAAAAAGAGAACACAGCCACCAUUAUAGAUUUCGCAGUUCCACAGGAUUAUAACAUGCAAAAGACAUAUGCGGAGAAGAUCAGCAAGUACGAGGCACUGUCGGGACAGAUCAGGGAUAUGUGGAGGUUGAGGAGAGUGGAUAUAGUGCCUUUAAUAAUAAGUGUCAAUGGUCUAAUAUUGAAAAAAAACCGUCUCAAAUUUGGAAGAACUACAGCUACCACCCAGUACUGUCACCUGGAUGCAGAAGGCGGUCAUACUGGGCACCGUCGGAAUAAUCAGACGAGUGGUCACACCCCAUUAGUGAACAGAGCUCCUCUUGGUGCAGGCACCCGAGAACUCUAUGCACACCACAACUAUGUGUGA